Agelaius phoeniceus (red-winged blackbird) is the source of this 1107-nucleotide messenger RNA. It is a transcript of the gene RPP38, whose product is annotated as ribonuclease P/MRP subunit p38. Lineage: Eukaryota; Metazoa; Chordata; Aves; Passeriformes; Icteridae. Gene Ontology annotation, biological process: tRNA 5'-leader removal. Gene Ontology annotation, molecular function: ribonuclease P RNA binding; ribonuclease P activity. Gene Ontology annotation, cellular component: ribonuclease MRP complex; fibrillar center; nucleolar ribonuclease P complex. The record is from RefSeq and is a predicted model, not a curated record.
GGCCAGACCGGGGGCGGAGCGGGAUCGGGCCGCGUCCCGCGGCGUGUUCCUGGAGCGCGGGAAGGCCGAGGGUGACAAAACACAGAACCACCUCAGGAUGUCUGUAAUUCAGCAAGGCACGGCAACACUUCGGAAAGCAAAGAAAACCACUGUAAAAACGUGUCUAGAUAACCCCUUUGUUUUCCAAUGGAAAACCAUAGAUGGAGAAGAUAUGCAUUUUAUACUGGAGACCUUAGAAGAAAGGAUUAAACAUAUUGGACUUAAAAAGAUUGAGAGCGCAAGAAAGAAAAAACGUUCCCUCACAAAAAAACAAACGGAAAGGAAGUGUGAUGCCGGCACCAAUGAUUUCCCUAAAGAGGAAGCAGAAAGCCACCAACAAAAACCAGGAUGGACUGACAUAAGUAUCAGAAGACAGCUUGCUAUUGGAGUUAACGAAGUUACAAAAGCAUUGGAAAAAAAUGAACUUCUCCUCUUGCUGGUGUGCAAGUCUGCCAAACCCGCAAUGAUCACGUCGCACCUGGUGGAGCUGAGCGCGAGCCGCGCCACGCCGGCAGGGCAGGUGCCGCGCCUCAGCGAGACCCUCGCGCCCCUCCUCGGCCUGACGUCCAUCCUGGCGCUCGGCUUCAAAAAGCACUCUGACACCUUCACCCAAGCUAUAGCAGCAAUAAUCCCAAAGAUCCCGGCCUUGGAAGUGCCGUGGUUUCAGUACAGAACUGAAGAAUCCGUGGCUUAUGCAGAGACAGAUUCUUCAGGAAGUCUGGAACCCGAAGAGCUUGCAGAGGUGCUCGGGGAUAAGCUCACGAGUCAGAAGCGGAAGCAUACAGAAAGCAACCGGCCCGAUCUCUCACAUGUAAUUUUGCAGCCUUUGAAAAUCAAGAAACUUGUCCCAAAUCCCAAUAAGAUAAAGAAACCACCUCGCAAAAAGAAAAAGGCUUUUUCAGCAUAACUGAGUUUGGUUCUUUCUAUUAAACAGAUUUUUAAAUGCAGGAUGGAGUACAGUUCUAACAGUUUGUUUAGGCUUUACAGUGUAAAGGUCUUGAAUACAAGGUGAACUUCAUGUUGCAUUGGGUGAGGUACUUUCUGCUUUAAUAAAAAAUACUGCUCAGA